GAUAACGGCACUUCUCAUUUCUUCCCUCUCAUACUUCCAUUUCCACAUCCACCACUCACUCUCACCAACACCGCCAUAACAAUUUGCUCCAAAAUCUUAAACCCUAACUGAGAAUAAGAAGAUGCUAUCAUGCACUAACAGCAUCUUCCAUGGCCCUGCCACCAAAAAUCGCCAUUCCCAACCUUCUAAGUUCCAACGUCCCAAACCUCUCCUCUUUCCUCCCCGUCCUCGCUUGGCCACUAUCGGGAAUUUCAAGUUCCAUUCUCCGUUUUCUGGCAAGAAACUAUUCAGUGUAAAAGCUUCUAUUGAUUCUUCGUCACAGGUUUUAGAGUCACUCGAUAUUGGUGGUCCGCACAUUGGACUGCAACCGUAUUCCGUGAAGAUUCCCGUCGGUGACAGAUAUAUUUUGGUUGAGACUGGCCAUAUGGGAAGGCAAGCAAGUGGCUCUGUUACAGUUACAGAUGGAGAGACUAUUGUCUACACCACUGUUUGUUUCAAUGAUGUUCCUAGCGAGCCAUCUGAUUUUUUCCCCCUUUCUGUGAAUUAUCAAGAGCGUUUUUCAGCUGCUGGUCGCACUAGUGGAGGUUUUUUCAAACGAGAAGGAAAGACAAAGGAUCACGAGGUUCUUAUUUGUAGAUUGAUUGAUAGGCCUCUGCGUCCUACUAUGCCUAAGGGCUUCUACCAUGAAACACAAAUAUUAUCUUGGGUUUUGAGCUAUGAUGGAUUGCAUAGCCCCGAUUCUUUGGCUGUCACUGCAGCUGGUAUAGCACUUGCACUUUCAGAAGUGCCCAUGACAAAAACAGUUGCUGGAGUUCGAAUUGGCCUUGUUGGUGAUAAGUAUAUUGUAAACCCUACUACUGAGGAGAUGGAAAACUCUGAGUUGGACCUCAUGCUGGCUGGCACAGACAGUGCAAUAUUGAUGAUCGAGGGUUAUGGCCAUUUUCUUCCAGAAGAGAAGCUACUUAAAGCUGUAGAAGUUGGUCAGGAUGCAGUGCGUGCAAUUUGUAAUGAGGUAGAUGUCUUGGUCAAGAAAUGUGGGAAACCAAAGAUGACUGAUGCCAUCAAGUUGCCUCCUCCCGAGCUUUAUAAAUAUGUUGAGGAAAUUGCUGGUGAUGAGUUGGUAAAAGUUCUUCAAAUUAGAAACAAAAUACCAAGAAGGAAAGCCCUCUCAUCAUUAGAAGAAAAGGUUCUUAAGAUACUUACAGAAAACGGGUUUGUCAUAAAUGACGCAUCACCAAGGAGUAAUGCUGAAACCAUUGCAGAGAUUCUUGAGGUUGAGGAUGAAGAUGAGGAAGUAAUUGUUGAUGGUGAAGUUGAUGAAGGCGAUGUUCAUAUAAAGCCCACUCCACGCAAACCAACACUUUUAGCUCAGUGCUCUCUAUGCUCAUUGUUAUGUUACAAAGCAGAGAGAGAAGUUGUCUUGUCCGAAGGAGGUCAUGCUCUGCUGUUUUCUGAGGUAGAUGUGAAGUUGGUAUUUAAGGAAGUCACAUCCAAGUUUUUGAGGAAACGUAUAGUAGAGGGUGGGAAAAGGAGUGAUGGUAGAACACCAAAUGAAAUUCGUCCAAUUAACUCAAGCUGUGGCCUGUUACCUAGAGCACAUGGAAGUGCUCUUUUUACGAGGGGCGAGACACAGUCACUAGCUGUUACUACACUUGGAGAUAACAAGAUGGCACAAAGAAUAGACAAUCUUAUGGGUGUUGAUGAUUACAAGAGGUUCUACCUGCAGUAUUCGUUCCCUCCUUCAUGUGUUGGAGAGGCUGGCCGGAUUGGCGCACCGAGUAGAAGAGAAAUUGGUCAUGGGAUGCUUGCUGAGAGAUCGCUUGAAACAAUUUUGCCUUCUGAAAAUGACUUCCCUUACACUAUUCGUGUUGAGAGUACUAUUACAGAAAGCAAUGGUUCUUCAAGCAUGGCAUCUGUUUGUGGAGGUUGCUUAGCAUUGCAAGAUGCCGGGGUUCCUAUUAAGUGCUCAAUUGCUGGAAUUGCAAUGGGUUUGGUUCUUGAUACCAAGGAAUUUGGUGGAGAUGGAACUCCGCUUAUUCUGUCCGACAUAACUGGAUCUGAAGAUGCAUCUGGAGAUAUGGAUUUUAAGGUUGCUGGGAAUGAAGAUGGCAUAACUGCAUUUCAGAUGGACAUUAAGGUGGGUGGAAUUACCUUGCCCAUCAUGAGAGAAGCACUCCUACAGGCAAGAGAGGGCAGAAAGCAUAUACUUGGAGAAAUGAUGAAUUGCUCGCCCCCUCCAGCAAAAAGGCUUUCAAAGUAUGCUCCUCUGAUUCACGUCAUGAAGGUCAGACCGGAUAAAAUAAAUCUCAUAAUUGGUUCUGGUGGGAAAAAAGUGAAGAGCAUUAUUGAGCAAUCUGGAAUAGAGGCUAUUGAUACUGAAGAUAAUGGCACUGUGAAAAUAUAUGCGAGAGAUUUGGCUAGUUUAGAGAAAUCUAAGGCUAUCAUUAGUAAUUUGACAAUGGUUCCAAGUGUUGGUGAUGUAUAUAGGAACUGUGAAAUCAAAUCAAUAGCUACGUAUGGAGUUUUUGUAGAGAUAGCUCCUGGACGGGAGGGACUUUGCCAUAUUAGUGAACUGAGUUCAGGUUGGCUACCUAAGGCAGAAGAUGUUUUCAAGGUGGGAGAUCGGAUUGAUGUUAAACUUAUUGAGAUAAAUGAUAAGGGACAGCUGCGUCUUAGUCACCGAGCACUGCUUCCUGAUGCAGAUCCAGACAAUUCAAAUUCAAAUGCUACAGCAGCUUUGCCAGACUCAGCUAAUAAUGGUUUGUCGGAUGAAGCUACAAGCCUGACAAAUGCUGGUUUAGUUGAAGGGAAAACUGAACAGACUAAUGAUAAUUUUAACACUCCCAAAGGCACAGUCUCGUCUAAAAGGAAUUCGGAGGACGAUUCUGUACUUCCAUCGAAAAAGUUUAUCCGGAGAUCGGUCAGCCCUUCCCAGGAUAAGCCCGUGGCUAACAAAGACAAGAUAAAGAAGACCGGCAAUAGAGCAGUAAGUAGUGUCUCUGGCAAAGAUGAAAGUAGUUUGGUUGGUGAACAGGCAUAAAAUUGUGAGCCAAAAUAUUUGCAUGUAAAACUGAGAAUGGUGAUGCUUAUGAUAAAAAUGGUUUCAUAUGCACACGAAGGAGGUUGCCUCGAAUGGUAUGAGCAGUCUAUCAAUUCAUUGUAUUGAUAUAUACCUAUCAUGUUUUGGUGGCAUGUGUUCUAAUAAUACUUAGUUAUUCCGUUUCUCAGAAAAGAUUUCCAAUGAAGAUUUUUCGGCACAUCCCGGUGCCUGAACUGGGAGUAUAGAAACUUACGGGACUCUAUUUUUUAAGGCAGAUAAUCUUGCUUGUGAAGGAAAGGUGCCAGAUUUUUACUAUCUGGUGGUCCUUUUGUAUAGUUUGUAAUCUCACUUGUAAUUUUACUGAUAUUUGUAUGUGACAGUAUCUCAUGGGAAUUUUUUCUGCUUCUCCCAAUGAUAUCUUCGAACUUAAGCCUUGUACUCUGAUCUUCAAUUAUUUAAAUGAUGCUUCCUUGUGAUAACUCCUAUUUUGGAAGUAUCACGUGUAAA
Messenger RNA from Cicer arietinum (chickpea), 3547 nucleotides. The record is from RefSeq and is a predicted model, not a curated record. NCBI's taxonomy places the organism in Eukaryota, Viridiplantae, Streptophyta, Magnoliopsida, Fabales, Fabaceae.